Messenger RNA from Rotaria socialis, 1533 nucleotides. The record is from the annotation of a GenBank genome assembly. Lineage: Eukaryota; Metazoa; Rotifera; Eurotatoria; Philodinida; Philodinidae.
AUGAUGGCCAAGAAAAGAUCGAGCACUGGAAUAAACUAUUACAUUUAUCCAGUGUACUUCAACAGCACGAGUCCAUGCCAAUCGUGUUUAAAAUUUCAACAAUGCCUUCGUGAUCAUAGUGAUAGUUUAAUCAAUCUAUGCCAUACCUAUAAUUUACCAUCGUUACUCGCACAAUAUCGAUCGUCAACAACAGAUGUGUUUUCAUUAGAUAAUAUUAAUCAUUGGUCCGAUUGUCAAACGAAAGAUAUUGAUCGUGUAUCGAAACAUGUUGAAUAUUUAAAUAAUACAUUAAAUAAAACUAAAAGUGAUUUACAAUUAAAUGAAAAUCGAUGUAAAAAACAAGAUGAAACAAAUAGUCGCUUGCAACAAUUGAUUAAUGAUGAUAAACAAUCGAAAAAAGUCCUACAAGAACUACAUGAUAGAAAAGUCAAUGAUUUAAAAAAACAAUGUGAUCAACAAGAAACGAAUCUCAUCGUCAGUGAACAAAUUAAAUUGCUAACAAAUCAAAAAAUUAAACUCAAACAACAAGUAAAAGAAGUCAAUGAUUUAUGUACAUCAAGAGGAGAACAAAUCGAAAAACUAGAAUCAUCAAAAAAUGAAUUGAAAAACUUAAUUCCAGAUCGAUUCAAAUCCGAUGAUGCCAUAAAAACAUUAGAACAAGAUCGUAUUCGUUUACAAACUGAACUUGAUUUAAAUUAUCAAUUAAAACAAAAAGCACUUUCGUCAUCCUAUGAAGAAUUAACACAAGAAUGUGAAUUACUCCAAAAACCAGUUUCAGAAUUAGAAAUAUCGCAUGAUGAAGUUGAACAAAAACUUGAAACAGUUCAAAAACAAAAUCGAUCUUGUACAGACACCAAUAAAGUUCAAUUGUUAAUGGAAACGAAUCAUCAUUUACUAGAAGAAAUGACUAUAUUAAAAUCAAAUAUUGAACAAUUACAACAAGAAAUUCAACAAAUGGAUGAACGUGAGCCAAUGUUAUUACAAUAUUCUGAUCUGCAUGACCUUAUUGAACAUCAACCAAGUAAAUUUUCUUUUUAUCAUUUUCUUUUCUUAAAUUUAGUUUCCAAUAAUAUCAUAAUUGAUACGCAAAAUCAAAUGCGUACCAAUGAAAUUCCUAUUGAUUUGUUACGAAAACAAAAUGAUUCAUUAAAAUCUUCAUUAGAAAAACUUUUAAUUGUACAUAAUACGAGUCCAUCGUUGGUAACGGGAGAACGUUAUGAAGAACUGAGAAAUCAAUCGAGACAAGAACAGUCCUAUCGUAGAUAUUCCUACAGCAAUGAAAGUAUCACACCGAAAUCAAAACAAACACCAUUGUGGUUAUUAAAUAAUGAAAUUGCAGAACAACAACAAGCUUUUACAGAGACAAGAUCGGUUACAGCGAACAAUUACAUACCACGUUUUAGCGAAAAUGAUUAUGUUGCAAAUGGAUGGAUUAAAUCUGAUCCUGAUAUUAUCGAAAUUGAAACUUCACCAAAACCACAUGAUGGAUCAUGGUCAUCAAGUUCAACUCGUAUACAAACAAAAUAUGACUAG